AUGGAAAAUAGGCUCGGAGACCCAUGGCGAGGCUCAGUCGGAGGCAUAGUCGAUGCAACUAUAGAAAAAGUAUGGCCCAUAGUGUCGCAAACUAAACGGCUGCCUGAAUGGAUGCCUAUGGUCGAAACAUGCACUCACCUACAAGGAGUCGAGGGUGUCCCUGGCUACGUUCGGUUAGUUUCGGGCUUUAUGUUUCCUCAAGAUGACGGUGAUCGAUCCUGGAUCAAAGAACGACUAAUUUCCAUGGACCCAUUGUUGCAUAGCUACGUGUAUAGAAUGGAGGCUAGCAAUGUGGGCUUGGACGGAUCCGUAAAUUCACUCAAACUAAUAGAUUAUGGGGAUGGUUCAACCUUGGUUGAUUGGUCCUUCCAAAUAAUUCCGGUUGAAGGGGCGUCCGAAGAAAGUCUCAUAGAUUAUCUUGGAUUGUUGUAUAAAUCAUGUAUUAACAAGAUAGUGGGUGCUAUAGAAGCAUCCUCAACAAAGAAUUGA
This is a messenger RNA of Lactuca saligna, 489 nucleotides long. The record is from the annotation of a GenBank genome assembly. NCBI's taxonomy places the organism in Eukaryota, Viridiplantae, Streptophyta, Magnoliopsida, Asterales, Asteraceae.